AUGUCACCACCACACGCACAACCUCCUAAGGCGCCCCCUCCGCCCCAAACAUCCCGUUUCCGAGUCCUACCCCCCGAUCUAGCCAAAGCGCGCCGCACCACCCCUCAACCGCAACAACCACCGCAACAACCCCAACAGCCCCGAUCCCACCCCCGCCCUUCUUUCUUCAGCCACCUCCGCAACAGCUACGCCUCUCUCCCUCGUCCCUUUCGCUUCAUGGGCACCCUCCUCCCCCUCAUCCCCAUCGGCCUCUUCUUCUCCGAGCACGUAUGCCAAGUGAUGUGGGUACGCGGACCCAGCAUGACGCCGUAUCUGAAUGAAGACUACGACCAAAUGCAGACGAAGAGCGAUAUAGUUCUUGUGAACAUGUGGGGUGGGGGUGGAUUGUGGCCGUGGGAACGGAAGAGGAGGUUGGAGAGGGGGAUGGUGGUUACGUUUCGAUCCCCCGCGAACCCCCGCCACAUGGCCAUCAAGCGCAUUAUCGGAUUACCCGGAGACCAGAUCACCACAAGAGAGCCCUGUCUGAAGGAGUCGCAGAUUGUGCCGUAUAAUCAUGUAUGGUUAGAGGGUGAUGCGAAGGAUCCGAGGAAGACGCUGGAUAGUAAUUCGUACGGGCCGGUGAGUAUCAGUUUGAUUACGGGGAGGGUGAUGGCCGUGCUGCAUCCACAGUGGAGGUGGUUGGAUUGGUCGGGUUGGGAGAAUGGGGUGGUGGAAGGUGAUGUGGAGCGCAAGUUUGGGGAGGAUUAUAGACAGGAGGUGCGCGAUCGGGUGGUGAAAGAGGCGGUGAAGUUGGAGAGGCCGUUUUUGGAGUGA
Messenger RNA from Aspergillus costaricaensis CBS 115574, 813 nucleotides. RefSeq names its product putative mitochondrial inner membrane protease subunit Imp2. The coding region runs from base 1 to 813 and encodes 270 amino acids. The record is from RefSeq and is a predicted model, not a curated record. Lineage: Eukaryota; Fungi; Ascomycota; Eurotiomycetes; Eurotiales; Aspergillaceae. Gene Ontology annotation, biological process: mitochondrial respiratory chain complex assembly. Gene Ontology annotation, cellular component: mitochondrial inner membrane peptidase complex; membrane. The transcript has 2 exons. Gene Ontology annotation, molecular function: serine-type endopeptidase activity.